Messenger RNA from Camellia sinensis, 1326 nucleotides. The record is from RefSeq and is a predicted model, not a curated record. Lineage: Eukaryota; Viridiplantae; Streptophyta; Magnoliopsida; Ericales; Theaceae.
AUGGUAGUUUCUGAGAAGAUGAAGCAUGUGGACUUUGUUGUCUAUUUUAAUUCAACUGAAUGUGAAGUUCAAUGCAUAUGUCGGUUGUUUGAGUUUAGAGGCAUUAUGUGUGCUCACUCACUCGCUGUGCUUGUCAGAAGAUGCAUAAAUGAGGUGCCAAGUAAAUACAUUUUGCCCUGGUGGAGAAAAGAUGUGGAUAGAGAAUACGCAUGCAUCAAAACCACAUACACUGGCUUUGGGAAUGAUUUCAAUGCAAGUACCUAUGAGAGGAUAAACAAAAAAUUUAUUGCCAUUGUACAACUUGCUGGUAACUCUGAAGGCAAAACUAGAAUUGUAGACCUUGGGUUGGAUGAAAUCAAGGAGAGAGUCAUGAAAGAAGAAUCCGAUGAUGGGAGUAAUUUACCAUGUUCAACAAGAAGUCCGAUUCACACCAGUUCUACACAAGGAGGUACUAGUAGGAAGGUGAUUAGUCCUUUGGUUGCUCGGCGAAGAGGUCGUCCAGUUACGAAACGGAAGAUUGCCAAAGUAGAUCAAAUUGUUAAUCGGUUCAAGGCUGCUAAGUUGCUCCGAUUUGAAUGUGAAGCACAAGCUCAAACACCGUAUUAUCCUUAUAUGGUUGGCACAGAGAAUAGUAUGUAUGUACCGGUGGCCCAUGGUAUUAGAGGCACAUCUCUUACUCCAUCGGACUUCAUAAGUGGCACAAGGGGAAGUUUGAUGAGUGCUCCAACUCAGAUUUAUGGUUCUGCAUCGGGAAGCUUGGAUAUUACAGACUUGUUUGCUAAAUUGCUAAUACAGGUCAACAGGUUUACUAAUACAGGUGAACAGAUGUCAAGUUCAAGUGUCAGUGGCAGUAGCUCAGUUUAUGACUGUCUGACAAGAGCUGAAUUUGAGAGUAAAUGGGAAGAGAUGCUUGCAACAUUCAAUCUUUAUGAUAAUGAGUGGUUGGGGGUACUAUAUGAUGAGCGGAAUCGACAGGUACCUGUCUAUGUUAAAGACAUUUUUUGGGCUGGCAUGUCAACUACACAACGAAGUGAAAGUACGAAUGCGUUUUUUGAUGGAUAUGUAAAUCCAAAAGCUACAUUGAAGCAAUUCAUUGAACAAUAUGACAAUGCCUUGAGAAAUAAGGUAGAGAAAGAGAAGAAAGCAAACUUCAAGUCUCGACACAAAUUAUUUGAUUGCCUAACUAUAUACGGGUUUGAGAAGCAAUUUCAGCAAACCUACACCAAUGCAAAAUUCAAAGAAGUUCAAGGAGAGUUGAAGAGAUUAGUUUACUGUCAGGCGGUGAUUGUGAAAGAUGAGAGAUCAAUUUCUACAUAUAAUGUCUAA